This is a messenger RNA of Clupea harengus (Atlantic herring), 1769 nucleotides long. It is a transcript of the gene gsx1, whose product is annotated as GS homeobox 1. Gene Ontology annotation, biological process: regulation of DNA-templated transcription. Gene Ontology annotation, cellular component: nucleus. Gene Ontology annotation, molecular function: DNA-binding transcription factor activity, RNA polymerase II-specific; sequence-specific double-stranded DNA binding. NCBI's taxonomy places the organism in Eukaryota, Metazoa, Chordata, Actinopteri, Clupeiformes, Clupeidae. The record is from RefSeq and is a predicted model, not a curated record.
GUCAAGCCUGAGUCACACAAAUCUCGCCGAAAACUUGAGGAGAGAGAAGAGGAUACCAACAAAGUGUCAAGUCCAGAACCUUCCUUGCUAUAUAUUCCAACUGAGGUCCAACUAUGCCUCGCUCCUUUUUAGUGGACUCCUUAAUUUUACGAGAGAACACGGAGAAGACAGCGGAUACCGGAGCUCCGAUUUUCCCCUACGCAAUACAUCACCACCACCAUCCAACGCAUCCGUUCCACGGCUGUCACUCGAGGAAGGCCGGACUGCUGUGCUUCUGUCCGCUCUGCGUCACGACAGCGGCGGUAACGGCGUCCCAGCUCCACCACCCGUCCGCUCCUCCAGCUCCCCCGGGAAUCCCCCCGCUUCUCAAGGCGUCCUUUCCCGGGUUCGGAAGCGCCUCGUACGGUCACGCUAAUGGACUGAGUCGGCAGCAUGGAUCUGGGGUACAUCUCAGCGUCAGUCCCGGACUUUAUCAAGGAGGAUACCCGACUGUACACGCCACAGACCCCCGGUAUCACUGUAUAUCUAUAGAUAACAGCGCGAGCCAGCUUCAAAGCACCAAGCGAAUGCGCACGGCCUUCACGAGCACGCAGCUUCUGGAGCUGGAGCGCGAGUUUGGGGCCAACAUGUAUCUCUCACGACUACGGAGGAUUGAGAUUGCCACAUACCUUAACUUGUCCGAAAAACAGGUAAAGAUUUGGUUCCAGAAUCGCCGCGUGAAGCACAAGAAAGAGGGUAAAAACGGCCACAGCGGCGCGCACCGGGUCAGUGGCGGGGGUGCGCACUGUAAAUGUGCGUCUAUGUCCUCCGCGCGCUGCUCUGAAGACGAAGAGGACGAAUUGGCCAUGUCGCCAGAAUCGUCGGGGAAAGAGGACACCGACAUGUCGAUUACUCCGUGACUACAUUGGAGGAAACGCCUUAUAGCUUGGCAUUGACAUUCUUAUCGCAGAACAGGUGGUCCAGCGACGUGUCCAUAACGAUUACAAACUUUACUGUAUCAAAAAUGAAAUAUUGUAUUGUAAUAUGGCAAUGUCCAUUUUAUUGUUGGACAUUCAAGGCCAUACAAAACACAGCCAAAGUUGCAUCUGUACAUACGUAAAUAAGAGAGUCAGAAUAUGAAUAUAUAGACAAAGUUUACACAUUCGUCCCUGGUAGGCUAGUCUCUGGAGAGGGUGUUUGAGUGGACGCGUCACCCGUGAUCUCGGAGAAGGAACCGACACUCUCCCAGCCGGACCAACUCCACUGAAUAUGAUGUGAGGUUCCCUUUCUGUACUUAAACGAGUGGCAUGUGAAAUGAGUGUUGGUGUUGUACAGAGAGAGCAGUCAUGCUUUGAUGCUUUCUGUUUCUAGAUCAGACUUCGUGUACAUGUUUGUGUCAGAACGCCGCUGAUGUUUGUCCUGUUUGGACCAAACCGCCACUGGAAGGCGGGGGCUUGCGCCUCAAAACCUGAUUCCAGAGGACUCUCUUUGAAACGUGUACAUAUGUUUUCAUACCAAGUAUGGUUUGACCAUGAUGUAUAAAUGUAUAUAUCUUCAGUUUAAUGUAAGAAAUUCAUCUUUAUUUUAUGUACAUUUAAGAUGGAAAUUAUUGCGCCCGUUUUGGCGUCACUCCAGAGUAACCUUUCUUUCUUUUGAGUAAAAAAUUGAGCUUUAUGUGUUCGUUUACUAAUGGACAGGCCCUAGUGUUCAAUCAUUUUUGUGUCCAAAUAUCAUUCAUUAUUGUUGUAUGUUCAUUUCAGUUUACCUGUACUUGAAAAAUAUUUAUUUAU